AGCCAGUAAUGGGACAGCAAUCAACGCCGAGGCCAAUGCCUACACCAGCUCACCUGCAAAGGUUACCAACCAAGCCAUUCUCUCCGGCCGCGACAUCAUCAAAACCAGCAUCAAAGCCAACUCCAGUGCCUCUACCUAAACAGCUGAAUAAGCCAUCAAUACCGCCCUCAAUACCAGCGCCAACAGUGAAUGCAACAGCAAUAACAACAACAUCAACAUCAACGCCGCCAUUAUCAGCCUCAUCACCCACACCAGCUUCGCAGCCAAGUGCUGGUCGGGGACGGCCCAAAGGGUGGAAGCCCGGCAUGUCUUACAGUUCGCUUCGUGGGCCAAAUUCUGUGGCAAGACCUGUUCGACAGGCCAAGCCAAAGACUCUCGCCUUGGGGCCUGCAAAACGCCGUGGAAGACCGCCGAAAGCGCCAUCCCCCCUUCCAUGGCAAGUUUACCGGUCCCUGGAGAAAUCAUUCGCAGCUUUCCUAUGUGAAUGGGGGAGUUGUAAAGCCGAACUCCACAACCUAAACACGCUACGGCGCCAUAUCUCGGUGGUCCAUUGCCGUAAAAGACCGUUUGUAUGUCACUGGGGGAAGUGUGGUAAAGAGGCAACUGCAGUUGCAUUUUCUGAUGAGCGAUUGCUUCGAAUACAUAUUGAAGAGGCGCAUCUCAUACCAUUUAGUUGGCAUGUAGGUGAUGGGCCGCAGAAUGACAGCAGUCGACGGCAGUUCCCGGAAGAGGGAGAGAUCCCCGAUUAUUUAAAGGAUGAACAUGGCAAUCAAGUAACGCCAUCCGUACGAGAUCAACAAGUGGAGGACUUUGUUACCUGGAAGAGCAAUCGUCAAAAGCUAAAAGAUCUACUUGUUCGGAUGAAUGAGAACCUACCAAGCGAAGAAUCAGACUCUCUCGCUGAUGAUACCUGAAGAGGAUGCAGGCUGGA
Molecule: messenger RNA, 931 nt
Organism: Trichoderma atroviride IMI 206040
Lineage: Eukaryota; Fungi; Ascomycota; Sordariomycetes; Hypocreales; Hypocreaceae
Source: RefSeq, a predicted model, not a curated record